AUGGGAGCACGUUCUCAGGGUAGAGGCCGAGGCAGCCAGUCCCAUGCAGAUGAUCAUGUCUCACCAAUUAGAGCAGGGGGCACGAGCCCUUUCAACGGGAUUGACCAAUUCUCCGAUGCAGGCAGGAGAUGGAUCGAAUCCAGAACAGGAGAAAACGUUAAUCUCGAGACGCUAUGCGCACUUGAACUCCCAUGGGCCAACACACAUCGACUCUAUACUGAAUCUAGUAGCCCGGAGCUUCCCAAUCGAUUAGUCGUCGAGAAGUACGUGGAGAUGUAUUGCUCGUCGCUCCACAUUCCUGUCUUCCCAGUGAUUAGCAAGUCGCUUUUUAUUAUAACUUUAGAUCUUGCCUACGGACUGCCGGAGGCUAUUGGCUCAGCUAGUGCUCGAUCGUGCGUUUAUGCAUUUCUCUCUGUGGUGACUCAGUUUGGAUUUGAUGAUAACAUGCAUGGAGCUAUGGAUUGUGGCUCUUAUGCUUCGGCUGCUCAGAGCUACAUGGCUCAGAUUACACAGGAGAUGACGCUUGAUGGACUGCAAUCUUUGAUAAUGCUUGUUCAAUUUCAGUACUUUCUAGGGGAUCUACAAGCUGCAACAGUAUCUGUCUCAAUUGCUACCAGGCUCUUAUACGCCUUUGGUGCUCAUACACAAUACGGUAAUUCCCAAUCAUACGACAAGAGCAUUCCAGAGUUUCACCUGCGUGAUCUCUUCUGGCUGUGCUAUUCAUUCGACAAAGAUAUUUGUCUUCGGACCGGACAGCCACCUUCAAUACAGGACACCUGUUGCGAUCUCACUCUUCCUACUGGAUAUGCACAGAUUCAGGACUCAAAUAUCCUACGGGAUACCUUAUCAAUCGAUGACCAUACUCUUCCGCUGUAUCCUUUCGACCUCCGCCUCUCACAAAUCAAGUCCGAAGCAUACCAGGCGCUGUACUCCGCCAGCGCGCGUCGCAAAACAGACACUGAGAUAUUGUCAAGCAUCCUAGAGCUAGACGAGGCCCUGGAGCAGUGGAGACUCUCCUUACAUCCGGACUUCCGUCCGACGCUGUGGUUUUCGCCUGAGAUGCCUGUUAGUGCCAUGAACACGCAGACAACCAUGUUACGACUUGCGUACUAUCAUUGUGUGAAUAUCAUCCACCAAGCGAGUGAAAGAUGUAGAUUUUCCCAGGAACAUGGACCUGGACAUGAUGGAAUCCGCUCCAGUAUCAGUCUUACCAUUAAUGCCAGCCGGUCAACGCUGUCCUAUCUACAAACUGCACUGCCGGUGGUCAAGGGAGAAUGCUUUUGGGUCGUCCUCUUUUAUGCCAUAACUGCCAUUUUGACCCUCUUCCGAAGCAUCCUUCACAAUCCGCUCGACCCCGAAAUCAACCACCAAAUGAAUAUACUUGGUGAAGUCCCCGAUUUAAUUCGCAAAAUCCCCAUCCGGAGGCUCACUCUGGGCGAGGUUAUCCAUCUUCGAUUUCUGGACGGAUUUACCACCGAACUUUUAAGGUUAUGCGCAUGCGCAAUCACCAAGGCACGACGAGACGAGAUUUAA
Molecule: messenger RNA, 1533 nt
Organism: Aspergillus chevalieri
Lineage: Eukaryota; Fungi; Ascomycota; Eurotiomycetes; Eurotiales; Aspergillaceae
Product: fungal specific transcription factor domain-containing protein
Exons: 4
Coding region: 1-1533 (510 amino acids)
Biological process (GO): DNA-templated transcription
Molecular function (GO): zinc ion binding; DNA binding
Source: RefSeq, a predicted model, not a curated record